Molecule: messenger RNA, 1808 nt
Organism: Strongylocentrotus purpuratus (purple sea urchin)
Lineage: Eukaryota; Metazoa; Echinodermata; Echinoidea; Camarodonta; Strongylocentrotidae
Gene: gatb
Product: glutamyl-tRNA(Gln) amidotransferase subunit B, mitochondrial
Exons: 12
Coding region: 2-1654 (550 amino acids)
Biological process (GO): glutaminyl-tRNAGln biosynthesis via transamidation; mitochondrial translation
Molecular function (GO): glutaminyl-tRNA synthase (glutamine-hydrolyzing) activity
Source: RefSeq, a predicted model, not a curated record
GAUGGCGACUUACAUAGGCAAAUCGUGGUUGUCUGCUGUCGGGAAACCAGUUGCAAUUUCUCCGAGAAAACUAUGUUCAAAGAAACCGAUUAAUAGAUGGAAGGAAAGCGUAAGAAGACAUUAUUCGGUUAAUGCGGAUUGUUCAUCUUCACAUGAAGGCUGGUCCAGUAUGGUUGGUCUUGAGAUACAUGCCCAGAUACUCUCCAAUACCAAACUAUUCUCUGCUUCUAAGGCUGAAUUCAUGGCACCACCAAACUCACUCGUCUCUUUCUUUGAUGCCUCACUACCUGGAACUCUACCAGUCUUGAAUAGGAGAUGUGUAGAAGCAGGAGUUCUGACAGCACUAGCCCUUUCUUGCUCUAUCAACAUGCGUUCGGUCUUUGAUCGAAAACACUACUUCUAUGCUGAUCUACCGGCAGGUUAUCAGAUUACCCAGCAGAGACUUCCCCUGGCUGUAGAUGGGCAGGUGCAUUUCAACAUCUUUGAUGAGAGAAGGAAGAGGCCUCCGUCUUAUCGAUCUGUUCGCAUCAAACAAGUCCAGCUGGAGCAGGACAGUGGAAAAAGUCUCCACGACGAGGAGAACGCUGAGACACUAGUUGACCUCAACAGAGCAGGAGUUGGUCUCAUGGAGUUAGUAACAGAGCCAGACCUGACCAACGGUACUGACUCAGCAGCUCUGGUGAGAGAACUACAGCUUCUUUUCCAGGCCCUAGGAACAUGUGACGGCAAGAUGGAUGAGGGAUCUCUCAGAGUUGAUGCCAAUGUGUCGGUCAGUCGACCAGGUCAGCCUCCAGGUGUGAGGUCAGAGGUCAAAAACAUCAAUAGUGUCCGCUUUGUUAAACAAGCUGUAGAUUUUGAAAUCAAGAGACACAUAAAAUUACUGGAAAGGGGUGAGAAGAUCCAGUAUGAAACCAGAUCAUUUGAUAAUUCACUAGGGAUCACGGUACCAAUGAGAGAUAAGGAGGGUAAGAUAGACUACCGGUUCAUGGCGGAACCAAACCUACCCCCUCUCAUCCUGCAUGAUAACACCACCAUCCAUCAAUCCUGCCAGCCUCUAAGAGCUAUCAAUGUGGAUGCCUUGAGAGACAGCUUACCGGAGCUCCCAAGAGCUAGGAGACAAAGACUGGCCGACCAGUAUGCCAUGUCGCUGGACGUUGCCUAUGUUCUAGUUAAUGAGCCUGGCUUGGUAGAGUACUUUGAGUCUGUGUUACAAGAAGACUCUACAAGAUACAGUAAAAGGGUGUUGAACUGGCUGACGACAGAGCUUCUCAAACAUCUUAAUCUCAAUCACAUAUCUGUGUCCAGCAGCCCAUUGUGUGCAUCAUUGUUUGGUGAACUUAUAGACCUGAUGCAGAGAGGGACCAUAUCGGCUAAGACAGGCAAGACGCUCACUGCAAUGAUAUUUGAUGGGGACAAGAGGGAUUUGAUGGAGAUUAUUGAAGAGAAUGGAUGGGGAUUAAUUACAGAUGAAGAUGCAAUAAGGCAGAUCUGUGAAGGAAUCAUAAAGAACAGCGCAAACACAGUGGAGGAAUAUCGUCGUGGCAACAAGAAAGCAAUCAACAGGCUGAUGGGAGAUGUUCAGAAAGAGACACAGGGAAGGGUGGAGCCAGGCAUUGCCAUGGCAACAUUCAAACAACUGCUGGAGUCGAGAUGACAUCUUGCAUAGUUAGCCUAUCAUACCGAAUGGAUUGGAAUGACUCACCCUACCUCAAGCUGUAUCAUAAGCUAACAAGCCGUUGAGGCAGACAGAAGAGUUCUGUCAUCAUGAAGAAAAGAAACAGGUUCUGAAGAUAGAUUUCUCUGAAACA